This is a messenger RNA of Anopheles nili, 785 nucleotides long. RefSeq names its product 60S ribosomal protein L10a (gene RpL10Ab). Gene Ontology annotation, biological process: translation. The transcript has 3 exons. Gene Ontology annotation, molecular function: RNA binding; structural constituent of ribosome. Lineage: Eukaryota; Metazoa; Arthropoda; Insecta; Diptera; Culicidae. Bases 30 to 683 code for a protein of 217 amino acids. Gene Ontology annotation, cellular component: large ribosomal subunit. The record is from RefSeq and is a predicted model, not a curated record.
CAGCGAGUACAGUCGCAAGUGUUAUUGAGAUGGCUUCUAAAGUCUCCCGUGACAUUCUUUAUGAAUGCGUAAAUGAAGUCCUGAAGGGAGCGGAAAAGAAGCGCCGUCGUUUCCUGGAGACGGUGGAGCUGCAAAUUGGCCUGAAGAACUACGAUCCCCAGAAGGACAAGCGUUUCUCCGGCACCGUCAAGCUAAAGUACAUUCCGCGUCCGAAGAUGCAGGUGUGCGUGCUCGGUGAUCAACAGCAUUGCGAUGAAGCCAAGGCGAACGAUAUUCCGUUCAUGGAUGCUGAAGCACUAAAGAAGCUGAACAAGAACAAGAAGCUGGUUAAGAAACUAGCGAAGAAGUAUGAUGCUUUCCUAGCUUCCGAAUCACUGAUCAAGCAAAUCCCGCGUCUGCUGGGUCCCGGUUUGAACAAGGCCGGUAAGUUCCCGGGUCUGCUCGGUCAUGGUGAAUCGAUGGUGCAGAAGAUUGACGAGGUCAAGGCCACCAUCAAGUUCCAGAUGAAGAAGGUUCUGUGUCUGUCCGUGGCCGUUGGUCACGUAAAGAUGUCCACCGAUGAGCUGGCUCAGAAUGUGCAUUUGGCCAUCAACUUCCUGGUUUCCCUGUUGAAGAAGCACUGGCAGAAUGUGCGUUCCCUGCACAUUAAGUCGUCUAUGGGAUCUGCUCAGCGACUGUACUAGGUAGAGAAAGCUGUGUAUCACGUAUUUUUCGCCACAGCGAUGAUAUACUACGGAGAUAAUUUGUUCCAUGAAAACAAGAAUAAAAGUUGUUUCUAGGCAGAA